AUGCGCACCAUGGCUGAGGACAGAGUUUCGAAGCUGUUUAUGCUGGUUUGUCUCUGCUUCUGCCUGACCACGCUACUUAUGACGUAUAACACUUUCUUUAUUGAUGAGGGAAUAGUAGAAAUCGACGAAGAUGAAGAAGAUUUGUAUCAAGACAUUCAAAAUAGGAACUUCCGGGAUAAGGACCGGCCUGUCAACAUGGACUCGCACAGUCAUGCAGACGAUGAUAGCACCAAGGCCGAUGAACUCUACAACAGAGUGCGCGUGCUGUGCUGGGUAAUGACGUCACCGUCCAAUCUCGACAGGAAGGGCUUGGCCGUCAGGACGACUUGGGCAAAACGCUGCAAUAAAUACAUCUUCUUCAGUAGUGUGACAAACGACAGUUUCCCCACGAUCGGACUUAAUGUGUCAGAGGGUCGGCAACAUCUCACUGGUAAAACGGUACAGGCGUUUACUUACUGCUACGAAAACUACGGCAAUUCCUUCGAUUGGUUUCUCAAGGCUGAUGACGACACCUACGUCAUCGUAGAAAAUUUACGUUUCUUUUUGUCACAUCACAAUCCUAAGGACUUGGUGUAUUUUGGUCACAGGUUCAAGGCCAUAGUAAAACAAGGAUAUUUCAGUGGGGGUGCUGGUUACGUCCUCAGUCAGCAAGCUUUAAAGAAAUUUGUGCAAGUUGGUCUUCGUAACCCGCUGUUGUGUCGACGUGAUGGUGGAGCAGAGGACGCAGAGAUAGGCAAGUGUAUGCAAAGACUGGAAAUCAAAGUGGGGGACUCCCUGGAUGUCAAUGGACGCGAGUCGUUUCAUCCAUUCACGCCAAUCGCCCACCUGCAAGGAAACUACCCCGGCUGGUUCUACAACCAUACCUUCCACAAAGUCCAAAAGGGUCUGGGUUGCUGCAGUGACUACAGCGUGUCGUUCCACUACAUGAGUCCGGCUGACAUGUACCUGAUGGACUAUCUAGUAUACCACCUCCGACCCUUCGGACUCCAUCGGAUAGAUAAAAAUGCGAAUUACUUUUUACCAAUAGACAAACAGUGA
Ylistrum balloti is the source of this 1038-nucleotide messenger RNA. Its product is annotated as glycoprotein-N-acetylgalactosamine 3-beta-galactosyltransferase 1-B-like. The record is from RefSeq and is a predicted model, not a curated record. Gene Ontology annotation, molecular function: N-acetylgalactosaminide beta-1,3-galactosyltransferase activity. Gene Ontology annotation, cellular component: membrane. Lineage: Eukaryota; Metazoa; Mollusca; Bivalvia; Pectinida; Pectinidae. The coding region runs from base 1 to 1038 and encodes 345 amino acids. The transcript is spliced from 4 exons.